This is a messenger RNA of Triticum urartu, 1496 nucleotides long. RefSeq names its product palmitoyl-acyl carrier protein thioesterase, chloroplastic. Gene Ontology annotation, biological process: fatty acid biosynthetic process. The record is from RefSeq and is a predicted model, not a curated record. Lineage: Eukaryota; Viridiplantae; Streptophyta; Magnoliopsida; Poales; Poaceae. Gene Ontology annotation, molecular function: fatty acyl-[ACP] hydrolase activity; acyl carrier activity.
ACAAGGAAGGAGGUUAGUGAGGUGCAACUCUCUGCUCACAUCUGCAUGGCUAACACAAGCUUGUCGUCGGGUGCUAUCUACUCCUCGCGCGUGCUCAGAUACUACCACUCGCGCAUGCUCGUCAGAUGCUCCUCGUCGGAGAGGGGAGGGCAGCAGCGGAGCAACGCGGCCGUGAGGGUCAACGGGGCUGCGCACCGCGCCACGCUGCAGGUCGGGGCGGCGCUGGAGACGUCCAUCAACGAAACGCUGGCGGAGCUCAGCGCCCCGCUGCUGGCGCCGGCACCGGCGACGGACGGACGGGAGCGCAGCCGGCAGAACAUCCCGACGGAGAAGCAGGCCGAGGAUCCCUUCCGGCAGGCGCAGAUCGUGGAGGGCGGCGUGCGGUACCAGCAGACGGUGGUGGUGCGCUCCUACGAGGUCGGCCCUGACAGAACGGCCACACUCGAGACCAUACUCAAUCUUCUCCAGGAGACAGCAUUGAACCACGUGUGGAUGUCGGGUCUGCUUGGCGACGGCUUUGGCGCGACGCACGGCAUGAUCAAGAGCAACCUCAUCUGGGUCGUGUCCAGGAUGCACGUCCAAGUCGAUCACUACCCAUUAUGGGGUGAUGUGCUGGAGAUUGACACGUGGGUUGGCUCGUCGGGGAAGAACGGGAUGCGGCGGGACUGGCUCAUCCGCGGCCGCGGCUCCGGCAACAUCUACGUCCGGGCAACCAGUACAUGGGUGAUGAUGAACAAGAACACCAGGAGGCUGUCCAAGAUGCCCGAGGAGGUCAGGGGUGAGAUCUCGCCGUGGUUCAUCGACCGCCACGCCAUCCGCGAGGAGGCCACCGAGAAGAUCAUCAAGCUCGACAGCAACGCCAAGCACGUCGACUCUGACUUGAAGCCGAAACGAAGCGAUCUGGACAUGAACCAGCACGUCAAUAAUGUCAAAUAUGUACGCUGGAUGCUUGAGACUAUCCCCGAUCAGUUCCUGCAGCAUCACCAGCUUAGCAGCAUCAUACUGGAGUACAGGAAGGAGUGUGGGAGCUCGGAUGUGGUGCAGUCUAUUUGCCAGCCAGACGAGGACUCGGUCUCUCCAAGCGAGAACGUUAGCAUGGUGAGGGGACCCUCACUCUUGCCAGAAGUCAUCAAUGGCCACCACAGCUUGGCUGGUGCACUACAGCAAUGGCCAACAAAGUACACGCACCUUCUGCAACUGAAAGCAGGUGAUGUGCAUGAGGAGAUUGUUAGGGGUAGAACCACAUGGAAGAAGAAGUUAUAACAAUCUCCAAGACAAUGAUAUUGAUUAUUUUCCAUUUGGAGACAAAUGAUUGUCGGCGACAGCGAUGGGGAUGGUUUGUUUCCAACCGUCGGAUGUUCGUAGUAGUGCUGGUACCAUGUUGAACCGAACAAUAAGGUUAGUAGUGUCGUGUUAGACGAUACAAUGAGGUUCAGUUUGUACAAUGCAUCAUUAUUUAUGUGUGUUUGCUAAAUCUCAGCAGUGUGUGUGUGUGA